GAUAUUAAGCAUCCCCCUUUCCGGCAUGACUCUCUAAGACCUUUCUCACCCUCUCGCUCUAAACUCCCGUACACAUCGCGACUUGUAUUCUAUUCCUAUCUUUCUUUUCUCCUUUGCUUCCUUGUCUCGUCUAUCCUGUCCUUCCUUGGUCUUGCAAAGCCCAACCCUAAUUGAGUGCGGCUCAGAAUCCUUAUAUUUGUGGUCCGCAUUCAGUGAACGAAAGUGAUGGGCAAGAAAAGGGAAGGCAAAAAUUUGGAAUCUGUCUCUCGCACUCCGAUAUCGUUAAGGGAAGAAGCCACCGGAAAAAUACAAAGCAAGGCAGCCAUUAACAACAAGUCCAAUUUGAGAUUUCAUCACUUGAAAAACCUAACUCUGUGGGCCUCCACCACUCACUCCCCCAUACCCUCUUUGGCUGCCUUCUAUGCCCACCAAUUCGCCGCUUUCGGAGAAGCCACCGGAGUUCCUCCUGAUCCUUCUUUCAUCACUUGCCAAAGAUGUGAAACUGUACUUCAACCUGGCUUUAAUUCAACUGUUAGAAUUGAAAAGAAUAAAUCGAAGGCCAGGCAUAAGCGCAAGAAGUUUGGUACCAUCAAUCAGAAUUACGUAGUGUACAAGUGCCUUUUCUGUUUUCAUCAGAAUCUGAGGAGAGGAACCCCUAAGGGAUAUUUAAAAGAAAUCUCUCCAUCGAAAGAUCGAAAGUCAUUGUUAGAAUCAACAUCUCCAUCAAAAUUGGAGAAAGGCAUUGUAAACAAAGAUGAAGGGAAGGAAAUUGGUGUGUUUGCUUCACAAGUUGUAGCUAAGGAUGUUGCCCUUGUGGAUGGUUUGGCAACUCCAUUGAGUACAAAUACCCCAACCCUGUUAGAAGGAAAGAAAAGAAUCAGAAAUAGUUCCUCCUCUAAGAAAGAUAUUCAAACUACAAACAUGGCUGCGAGUACAGCCAGCAAAAGACGAAGAAAAUCUUGGACAAGUUUAAAAGAAAUUGCUAAGAGUAAUCAGCAUGAGAACACUCAAAUUGCUAAUUUAAGAGUGCCAUUCUUUUUAUAAGUAGGGCGAUUUUGUCUAUAGGUUAAGAACCUGUUUGGAUAGAAGGUCUAAUGGAGUUACAAUUCCUUCUUAAAAACCUCUCUUGCAAGAGAGUUUUUAAGCCUAGACAACUAGGCUCUAAAUUGAACUGUAACUUUUUUUUUACAUUACGCCUGGAGGUUUCUUUGUUUUCUAUACUCAUUGUACUUUCAAGCAAUGUUUGAUGCUCUGUUGAAGGAAAGUUUUUCCUCCUUUAUGUAUAAUAUUUUUUUUUCAUUUGGUAAUUUUAGUUUUUAAUGGUGAGUGGCAUUAGUUUGGUUGUCUCAUUGACUUUCCUUUUCCCUUUUUAGUUUCUCUCUUUUAGGUGAUUAAUUAGUAACCACAAUUGAGCUUCGAUUGAAUUGAUAAAAUAUUUUAUAUUGAUAGAAUGAAAUGGAUUGGUAAGAUAUCCUUUGAGAAUCGCUGAGAUGCGAAUUUGUCAUUUGACUGAAACAAAAUGUCAUGUCUAGAAACACUAUUGUUGAAGUAGCUUACAGUUCAGUAGAUUAAAAAUAUUUUAAUGUAUUUACAUGAACUUUGAUUGUGACUUCCGUGUAUUUGUGGCUAACUGUAUCAAUUAUCAAAGAAGGAUCUGAAUCUUUAUAUUCCAACGUAUUAUAUUUUAGUAGCCAAUUGCAUGAGCCUUUGCAGGCUAAUUUGAAAGAUACCUAACUAAGAAUAUGAAUAUUCAGGAACCAAAAGGCCUGCAACAAUAAAUCCAAAUUAUUUAUCGUCCCUUACAAGCCUACAACUUAUAACUCCUUUACCUUGUAGCAGUUCGCAAGCGCAAAUGAGACUAACUGAAUCACAUACGAUUCUUAAAGUGAGAAGGAUUUGAAGAAUUUGAGCUGCAUUAUGGGAUAUUCUUUUGAUUUUAAGAAUUAUGAGACUGCAAAUCUAAACGAAAGAUGUUUUGGGUUAAAAACGUAAAAGGAAGAUAGACUAGUGGUUAGGUUAGCUUUGACCCGACAUACUGCAAGUGUAUGCCCAUAAUGGAAAUCUGUUUUUAAAUUAUUCUUCUGAAUACUUCAUUAUAAUUAUUUAUGUUUCCUUCUCUCCAUAUCACAUCAAAAACUCAACUUUUCCCUGCUAAUAAAAAGAAAAAAAAAAUAUUUUUCCUUACCUCAUUGUGAGCUUCUGCCUAUAAACAGUUUAAAGACAAUGUAUAAUAACAGGAUUGGGGUGUAUAUUGUUCAAGUAUGCUGAGAUAUUGGAAUUUUAUUAUCACCUU
Abrus precatorius (Indian licorice) is the source of this 2293-nucleotide messenger RNA. RefSeq lists its product as uncharacterized. The coding region runs from base 226 to 1044 and encodes 272 amino acids. The record is from RefSeq and is a predicted model, not a curated record. Lineage: Eukaryota; Viridiplantae; Streptophyta; Magnoliopsida; Fabales; Fabaceae. The transcript is spliced from 2 exons. Gene Ontology annotation, biological process: RNA processing.